AUGUCACAAUCGACUUUUGUUGUAAGUGGAGGCUCUCAUGCUCCGGAAUACAGUAAAGAAGAAGCUGUUGAUUUAAUUUGUAAGUUAGUAGGUUCAGGACAUAGGACGUUCUUUACAAAUUUAUUGGAUGACGCAUCGAGUAAAUUCUAUAAUCCAUCUUAUGAUCUUUAUAAAUCUUUGCCUAAGAAUACAAAAAAAAAUACAACUGCACCAAUCAAUAUGUCUCCUCCUCCCGCAAAUACUAAUAUCCAGACCUCCCCAGGAUGUCAAGAUCAUGUUCCUCAAUUGCUACCUAAUGGAUGCUUUGCAGCCUGCUAUCAGUAUGCCUAA
Messenger RNA from Dentiscutata erythropus, 330 nucleotides. Lineage: Eukaryota; Fungi; Glomeromycota; Glomeromycetes; Diversisporales; Gigasporaceae. The record is from the annotation of a GenBank genome assembly.